Salpingoeca rosetta is the source of this 2016-nucleotide messenger RNA. RefSeq lists its product as uncharacterized. The record is from RefSeq and is a predicted model, not a curated record. The transcript has 4 exons. Lineage: Eukaryota; Choanoflagellata; Craspedida; Salpingoecidae. The coding region runs from base 1 to 2016 and encodes 671 amino acids.
AUGAACGGUUGCCUUGCGUUACUUCAGGAGGAGAUCGCCAACCUCGACCGUCACAACGUCUUCGGGCCCGUCGUCGCCGACGCGAAGGACGCCAUACCCCUCACAGUGGUCACGACUCCUGCUGGGGGUCUUCGACUCGCCGAGCACAACGUGCAUGUGGAGAAGAGCAGCACGCGGCACAAGCUUGACCCACGCUCACGCGUUGGCGUCUACGUCGGCUUCGCCGAGGAGGACCAGGCCCACGUCGUCUGGAUGCCGGACACGCGACGCGUUGUCCACACCAUCCACGCUCGCUUCGGCGCCAUCAAGAACAAGCACGCCGCCUCCUCUCAGCAGCAGCAAGAGCAGGACAACAGCGGUGCCUCUGCUUCGCAUGCCAACAAGACCGCUCAGCGUUCAACCGAGGACAGUGCCACUGGUGCUCCCACUGCACCACGUGCGGGGGAGCCGCAGCUCCAGCCACGCGCCCUUGGCGGCUCCGUCUGGGACCAGCUUCUGGUGUCUGAGACCCUCGGCGACAAGGACACCUCUGGUGGCUCAACCACCACGUGUCACGUUGCCACCAGCGCUGCUGGUACGGGGGAGAAGACAUCAGCAGUGGGUGGUCAUCUACCAGACAUCGCUGCUGGCAGUUUUGCCACGUCAGCUGAGCCAGCCACCGUCAAGGAGGCGCUUGCCUCGCCAGACUCUGAGGAGUGGCGCCAAGCCAUCCUGGACGAGUUUGCGGCAAUGCAGGCCAAUGACGUCUACGACGUCGUGCCUCGCGCUGACCUUCCCAAGGGCCAGAAGGUGCUCCACAGCAUGGUCAUCUUUCGGAGGAAGUGCGAUGACCAGGGCAAGGUAAUCAAGUACAAGGCGCGCUGGGUUGCCAAAGGCUACUCCCAGGUCCACGGUGUCAACUACACGGACACCUUUGCUCCGACGGCUACCAUCGCAGCCAUCCGCAUCAUGCUCGCCAUGGCCGUCGCGCGUGGCAUGGACGUCCAGCAGAUGGACGUCAACACGGCGUUCCUCAACGCGCCCGUGGAUCACGAGAUCUACGUCCAGCCACCGGCCGUCGACGGCAUCUUCUCGCCGAAUACGGUGCUGCGCCUCAAGCGUGGGCUGUAUGGGCUGAAGCAGAGCCCGCGCCUGUGGAACCACACGCUGGACGCCUGGAUGCGCGAGCAGGACUUCGUCGCCACAGCCACGGACGCCUGCAUCUACCGCCGCACCUGUAAGGGUGGCAAAGUGAUGUGGGUUGCCGUCUACGUGGACGACCUCCUCAUCUUCGCCGACAGCGACAGCGACAUGGCCGCGUUCAAGAACUCCAUCUCCAAGCGCUUCAAGAUGAAGGACCUGGGCAGCCCAGACAUUUGUCUCGGCAUCAAGGUGCAGCACGACCGCAAGGCCAGGACCGUCACCAUGAGCCAGGAGCACUACCUGCGCAGCGUGCUGGAGACCUUCGGCAUGGCUGACUGCAAGCCUGUCGGCACGCCGCUCUGCACGGGCUACGUCGACAAGCCAGCCGACAAGGAGGAGCCACUCCCGGAUGUGCCGUUCCGCGAGCUGCUUGGCUCCCUCCUCUAUGCUGCGACGAUGACGCGCCCAGACAUCUCGGCGGCUGUCUCCAUCCUGUCUCGCCGUAUGCAGCACUUCGGCAUGGACCAUUGGAAGGCUGCCAAGCACCUUCUUCGCUACAUCAAGGGCACCUUGUCCUACACCAUCAAGUACGCCGCCACUGGCGACACCAGCAACGGCAGCACUGCCGACGGCGUGCUCUCAGCGUACUCGGAUGCGUCCUUUGCCUCCGACGUUGACACGCGACGUUCCCGCACGGGCUUCGUCGUCUUCUGUUCCACGGGCCCCGUGUCCUGGAACUCCAAGCUGCAGGCCACCGUGGCCACAGCCUCCGCCGACGCGGAGUACAUGGCUCUCGCAGCCACCGCACAGGAACUCAUGUUCCUUCGCCAACUCCAGGAGGAGCUCACCGGCGCCGUCCUUGCGGCGGCAGCUCCAUGUACAGCUCCUCCUUGA